AAUCUUGUUGGAAGGCUCGAAUAACAAAGGUUGUUCACAGACAUUCUAUAAACUUGGUUCAGUGUUGAAAAAUCAUUCCUUCAGUGGAUCGGUUAUAGCAAUCACCUGCACUUGCAGCAAGUUUUCGGACGUAGAUUCAUGAUGAAAUAUCUCUGUGAAGUUCUUCUCUUCUGUUUUUUCCUGACGGCACUUUCGAACGCGACAAAACUGUCGUCUAAACCGGCAAGAACCGAUAACGAUACGAAACAUCGUCCACAUUGUAGUAUCAAUAACAACUAUUUCUACGCUGGUCAGAACUCCAGGAAAAUAGAAAAUAUGUUUUCUGACAUUCAACAACAACUGACCAAACUUGAACAAGAAAUCCGAAACAUGAAGAACCAAACUUGUGAGAAGCAAGAUGGGAAAGCUGUUUAUAAGAACUGUGCCGAAGUUUAUAGGUCAGGCGACAAGAUCAGUGGUGUAUACAAAAUCGAUCCUGAUGGUUUGGGAGAAUUUGAAGUCUUCUGUGAUCAGACAACAGCCGGUGGAGGAUGGACGGUGUUUCAAAAGAGAUAUAACGGUGCAGUAGAUUUUUUCCGCGCUUGGGAUGACUACAAACGGGGCUUCGGCAAUCUGAACGGCGAGUUUUGGCUCGGACUGGACAAAAUGCACCGCCUGACUGCGAGCAGCCGCAACAAGCUUCGUGUUGACUUGGAAGAUAUCCACGGUAACACAGCGUUUGCAGAGUACGGUUCAUUUUCUGUGGCAAGCGAAAGGGUGAAAUACCUGCUGAAAGUAUUUUAUUUUUAUGGCUUCGUCAGCGGUUUUAACUUUGAUUAA
Molecule: messenger RNA, 819 nt
Organism: Pocillopora damicornis (cauliflower coral)
Lineage: Eukaryota; Metazoa; Cnidaria; Anthozoa; Scleractinia; Pocilloporidae
Product: microfibril-associated glycoprotein 4
Source: RefSeq, a predicted model, not a curated record